Danaus chrysippus (African queen) is the source of this 1572-nucleotide messenger RNA. NCBI's taxonomy places the organism in Eukaryota, Metazoa, Arthropoda, Insecta, Lepidoptera, Nymphalidae. The record is from the annotation of a GenBank genome assembly.
AUGUGGCUAUCGAAUACAAGUGUAGUUUUGCUAUUAUUAUAUUUUUGCCACGUGGCACAAAGUGCAUCAAUUCUCGCGCUUUUCUCUUCACUGUCGUUUGCUGAUCAUCUUGUUUUCCGAGGAUAUGUUUCACUAUUGACCCGUCAAGGACACACUGUUGUUCUCAUGACACCUUAUCCUGGAUAUUUUGACUAUCCAGAUGUGGAACGAAUUGUUGAGUUAAGUGUUGCUCAAGAAUCAGCAAAAUAUUGGGACGAAUUCAAGAUCUUAAUGACUAACACUGAUGAUUAUUUUAAAAGAAUGAGAGCUAUAAAUGAUCUUUCAAUAAAAAUUGCUGUAACGCAGCUAACGUCGAAGCCUAUGACAGCUCUGUUUUCUAAUCCAAACGUGAAAUUUGAUUUAGUGAUAACUGAAGCCGAAGUUCCAAUAUUAUAUGGUGCUGCUGAAAAGUAUCGCGCCCCUCAUAUAUCAAUAACUCCAACUAGCGGAAGAAUCACGCAAUACGAAUCUAAGGGAUCGCCAAUACAUCCAAUACUGUAUCCAGAUGUUAAUACUUUGAAUUAUAGAAACAUAACGCGUUGGCAGAAAGUCGUUGAAUUGUAUCGUUACUUCCAAACUCGAAAUGAAUACUAUAACAAUUAUCUACCACUCUGUGAAAUAGCAGCUAAAAAGAUUUUUGGUCUUAAAAGGAAUAUUCUUGAAGUUGAAUAUGACAUCGAUUUGUUAUUUGUUGCUGGAAAUCCUGUUUUGAUAGGCAACAGACCCACUUCAUAUGCCAUAAAAUAUGUUGAUCGAUUACAUAUUAAACCAGGUUUUGGAUUGUCGGAUGAUCUUAAAGCGGCUUUAGAUUCAGCCACUAAAGGAGCUAUUUACUUUAGUUUAGGAGCCCUGCAAGAAUCCGAACACUUGUCUGAUAAUAUUUUACAGACAUUAGCUGAUGCAUUCAGAGAAUUGCCUUAUUUGGUGUUAUGGAAAAUUGGUAACACAACUAUGAUAAAUAAACCAGAUAACGUUCUAGCGAAUGCGUGGUUCCCUCAACAAGAAAUUUUGGCACAUCCUAAUAUUAAAGCCUUCAUUACUCAUGGAGGUCCACGUUCUCUAGAAGAGGCUCUAUUUUAUGAAGUUCCUAUAAUUGGUUUACCAACUAUUAAGUCUAGAGCGGUAUUUAUUAAAGAAAUAACUCGCUAUGGAGCAGGAGAAGUGCUGGAUAUGCACUAUUUAGACAAGGACACACUUAAAGAAGUUAUUAAUGCCGUUGCAUCUUCAGACAGCUAUAAAAAAGCGAUGAUGAAGUUAAAAAGUAUGGUCGUGGAUCCAUUAAUAUCGGGGCCAGACAAUGCUCAAUGGUGGACGGAAUAUGUAUUGCGAAACGGUGGUGCUAAACAUUUACGGUCACCAGCUGUGGGACUUAGUUUCGUCAAAUACUACAUGCUCGAUAUAUUCAGUGUUGUUACAUCUAUAUUACUGACAAUGGUCACACUAACGUAUUUUAUGUUACGUUAUAUAAUAAAACGUUUAAAAGUUCGUUUCUUGCAAAGAUUUAAAUCUUCGGGCAAAUUUAAAGCAUUAUAA